UCCCAGCAUGCCUCGGCGUCACUUCCGGUGAGUGGGGAGUGCGGGAUCGGAAUCCUGUCACCGGGCUGCGGGCGAGUUUCCUGCCUGUCUGUGGGCCGCGGCUGCGGGGGGCGAUGCUCCAUGUUCGUGCAGGAGGAGAAGAUCUUCGCGGGGCGGGUGCUCCGGCUCCAUGUGUGCACCAUGGCCGGCGCCGAGUGGCUGGAGGAGGUGACGGAGGACAUGACCCUGGAGAGGCUGAAGGAGAGGUGCCUGAGACAUUGUGCCCACGGGAGCCUGGAAGACCCCAAGACCCUCACCCAUCACAAGCUGGUCCACGCUUCCUCUGAACGGGUUCUGUCAGACACCAAGACGGUCGCGGAAGAGAAUAUUCAGGACAGAGAUGUCUUGCUGUUAAUUAAAAAGAGGGCUCCGCCCCCACCGCCAAAGAUGGCCGAAGUGUCUUCUGAGGAGAAGAGGAAGCAGGAGGCCAAGGCCCCAGACAAGGAAGCUAUACUCAAGGCUACCGCAGGUCUACCCGCUCGCAACGCAGAUCGAACCAUCGCCCAUCACAAUACACGAGACUUUCAGACUGAGCUGCGGAAGAUUUUGGUGUCUCUGAUCGAAGUUGCGCAGAAGUUGCUGGCCCUGAACCCGGACGCUGUCGAACUCUUUAAGAAGGCAAAUGCAAUGUUAGAUGAGGAUGAGGAGGAUCGCGUGGAUGAAAUUGCAUUGCGGCAGCUCACAGAGAUGGGUUUCCCUGAGACCCGAGCAGUGAAGGCCCUCCGGUUAAAUCACAUGUCGGUGACGCAGGCUAUGGAGUGGCUGAUCGAGCAUUCUGAUGACCCAGGGGCAGACGCGCCUCUUCCCAGUGAGAACGCAUCAGAUGCUGCAAGUGCUUCGACCCAGACAGACUCCAGAGCCAGCCUAGGAGCCAGCGCGGAGGACCCGAAAGACGAGCUCACUGAAAUCUUUAAGAAGAUCCGGAGGAAAAGAGAAUUCCGACCUGACCCCCGAGCUGUCAUUGCUUUGAUGGAGAUGGGCUUUGAUGAAAAAGAAGUGGUUGAUGCUCUCCGUGUUAACAACAACCAGCAAGAUGCAGCUUGCGAGUGGCUGUUGGGAGACCGGAAACCCUCCCCGGAGGAUCUGGAUAAGGGAAUUGACACCUCUAGUCCUCUAUUCCAAGCCAUCCUUGACAACCCAGUUGUACAGCUAGGCCUAACCAACCCUAAAACACUGCUAGCGUUUGAGGAUAUGCUUGAAAACCCAUUGAACAGCACCCAGUGGAUGAACGAUCCAGAAACCGGUCCUGUAAUGCUUCAGAUAUCUAGGAUUUUCCAAACUUUAAACCGCACGUAGGAGGCGCCGGCCCCCCCCCCCCCCCCGGGAGACUCUCCAUGCUGUAUUGUGUCCUCGGACUUUGGGAAGUGCAAAUACCAAAACCUUAAUGAUUAUUA
This is a messenger RNA of Pseudophryne corroboree (corroboree frog), 1433 nucleotides long. It is a transcript of the gene UBAC1, whose product is annotated as UBA domain containing 1. The transcript is spliced from 10 exons. Bases 121 to 1335 code for a protein of 404 amino acids. Gene Ontology annotation, cellular component: ubiquitin ligase complex. Lineage: Eukaryota; Metazoa; Chordata; Amphibia; Anura; Myobatrachidae. Gene Ontology annotation, molecular function: protein binding. The record is from RefSeq and is a predicted model, not a curated record.